This is a messenger RNA of Arabidopsis thaliana (thale cress), 1115 nucleotides long. RefSeq names its product RNA-binding (RRM/RBD/RNP motifs) family protein. The transcript is spliced from 8 exons. Lineage: Eukaryota; Viridiplantae; Streptophyta; Magnoliopsida; Brassicales; Brassicaceae. The record is from RefSeq and is marked reviewed. Gene Ontology annotation, molecular function: RNA binding; nucleic acid binding. Bases 1 to 966 code for a protein of 321 amino acids.
AUGGAAGAAUCCGCCAUUAAACGUCUGAAGUCGCUGGAAUUGAACGAUAGUGAUAAACAGUCCACUAGCACGGCUAUUUGCGUUGAAGGAUAUGACACUUCGCUUAAGGAGUAUCCUCUCAGGCUGGCGUUGACAAAACAUUUCGCUUCAUGCGGAGAGAUCACACAAAUUUAUGUUCCAAGAGACUUUAAAAAGAAAAUCCUCAAGAGUGUCUCCUUCAUGUGGAUCAAGGGAGAAGGUGCCGAAGACAAGGCAUUGCAACUUAGUGGAACUGACGUGGGAGGAUGGACUGUUAUCGUUAAGCCUAAACCCAAACAUGAACCUCCCAGCCCUAUCACGACGAUCUCCGUUGAGGGAUAUGACACUUCGCUUCAAAAGUAUCUUCUCGAGCUCAUCUUGGAAAAACAUUUCGAUUCAUGCGGAGAGAUUAGACAUGUUUAUGUUCCCACAGACUAUGAAAGGGGUGUCCUCAAGAGUGUUGCCUUCUUGAGGAUCGAGGGAGAAGGUGCCGAAGACAAGGCAUUGCAACUUAGUGGAACUGACGUUGUAGGAUGGACUGUUAUCGUUAAGCCAUCCGAAAUAUUCUAUGAUAAUUCUUCGCGUGCUCCUGCAACUACUCCUGAGGCAUCCAAAAUACACAGGUUCCGUGUUACGGGAUAUGACGCUUCGCUUCCUGAGAUUGAUAUCCAGAUGGCUCUGUGUAAACAUUUCUCUUCAUGUGGAGAGAUCUGGCAAGUUACAGUUCUCUCUAGUACAGCUUUCGUUUCUCUUAGAGGAGAAAGAUGUGUAGACAAGGCGCUGGAACUAAGUGGAUGUAACAUGGGAGAAAGGACUCUUGUAGUUAAUGAACCUGUUGUGCCGCAACCCGAACUCUUAAAAAGAAAAAGGGUACGCCACUGCACUACCACUGGCUAUAUGCCCCCAGGUACAUGGGAUAAGGCUGAUGCCGAUGUCUAUGACGAGUGACGAACAUAGCAGUCCAAGGGAGUCAUGGGAUGGUAAUGAUAAUAAUCCAUGAUGUUACUUGCAUCAUGUUUAUAUGCUAUUUUUUUUUCCUUUUAGUUCAAUUGUAAACCAUACUUAUUUUGUCUAAUCAUUGUGAAAGCUGGAUUGAG